AUGACCAAACCAGUGGAGAAUGAGUCAAGCUAUGCUACACCUAGGAAAAGUAAGAAAGAUGUGAGGUUUUCUAAUCACUUUGAGGUUUUACCCUCUCCAGUCAAUUCAAAUCCAGCGAAAGGGACUGUGGAGGGAAAUAAUCUAGUUAGAGGAAAGCGGUUCAUGCUUGCAGAGGACGAGAUCAUCAAAGCUGCUGUUAACGACUAUAUACUGAGUCACGACUUAGGUGACGAAGGCCUGGACAUGGUCCUCAACUGUAGAAAGCACCCCGAGGUGAGGGGCUGUUGGAAAGAGAUCGAGUCUUCCAUACCACACAGACCCACCUUUUCCGUCUACAGGCGUACGCAGAUUCUAUUCCGCAGGUCUCCUAAUAGGAAAUGGACUGAGGAAGAGUAUGAGGAGGUCCUUAAGUUCUAUGAGGAGCACGACAGGAUAAAAUUAGUCAACCGCAAGAAAGGGCACUGGUCUCAGGACGAGUACCAGAAACUGUUUGACCUCGUGAACAUUGACCUGCAGGCGAAGCUUGGGGAAGAGAAGAAGUCCCAGUACGGGAUGCUGCGUGGCAAUAUCUUCUGGACAUCAAUUAGUGAUAAGCUGUCAACCCGUACUUGGGAAUUUUGCUGUAAGAAGUGGUACAAGAAGCUGACCUCGUCCAUGGUGGCCCAGGGCGUGGGGGCCAACUCAGACGACUACCGCCUAAUUAGUGGGCUUUAUAGCCUAGACGCGACAUGCGUGGAAGAUGUGGACUGGGAUGGUGUUGUUGAGGGCAGGGAUGGGAAAGUGUUCCGAAAGCGUUGGAAUCGGAUGGCUUUACAUUUGGGGCGGAAUGGGCAUAAGCCGUUUGCCAAGCAGGUGGAAAUCUCGACGCGGAGAUACUGCCCUCAUCUUCUGGAGGCGAGAGAGGCUUGGGACAGUAAACCAAGAGUUCCAUGA
Molecule: messenger RNA, 933 nt
Organism: Striga hermonthica
Lineage: Eukaryota; Viridiplantae; Streptophyta; Magnoliopsida; Lamiales; Orobanchaceae
Source: the annotation of a GenBank genome assembly